Carlito syrichta (Philippine tarsier) is the source of this 2096-nucleotide messenger RNA. RefSeq names its product signal transducing adaptor molecule 2 (gene STAM2). Gene Ontology annotation, biological process: signal transduction. Lineage: Eukaryota; Metazoa; Chordata; Mammalia; Primates; Tarsiidae. Gene Ontology annotation, cellular component: endocytic vesicle. The coding region runs from base 373 to 1950 and encodes 525 amino acids. The transcript is spliced from 14 exons. Gene Ontology annotation, molecular function: ubiquitin binding; phosphatidylinositol binding. The record is from RefSeq and is a predicted model, not a curated record.
AAGGUCCCCGCCUCCGUGGCUCGCCGGGGUCCUAGCCAUGGAAAGGUGGCCGCAGCGGCCGCCUGACCCCUGCGGCGGUCUGGGACGGGGGCUGUCGCCUUCUCCUGGAGGGCGGCGGCGACAAAGGCGCCGGAAGGAUGCCUGCGGCCGAAGGGACCUCGCAGGGGAGGGGAGUUGAGGGAGGAGCGCAGGGGCAGAGUGCAGAUGAGGGCCGGCCUGUCAGGCGGGAGCCGGGCAGGUGCGCGGGCGGAAGUGCGGAGACGGCGGCCGAAGCGGAGCAGCCUAGGAAGCCUUGGCCGCGGGGUCACCCAGCGGGGAGCCGCCACGGAGCCUCAGCUUGACCGCGGCUCCUAGGGCUUCGUCGCCGGCGAGAUGCCGCUGUUCACCGCCAACCCCUUCGAGCAAGAUGUGGAAAAAGCCACAAAUGAGUACAACACUACAGAAGAUUGGAGUCUUAUUAUGGACAUAUGUGACAAAGUUGGAAGCACUCCUAAUGGUGCAAAAGAUUGCCUAAAAGCCAUAAUGAAAAGAAUAAAUCAUAAAGUUCCUCAUGUUGCUCUGCAGGCAUUGACUCUUCUUGGGGCUUGUGUGGCAAACUGUGGAAAGAUAUUUCACUUAGAAGUAUGUUCCCGUGAUUUUGCAACAGAAGUACGUGCUGUGAUUAAAAAUAAGGCCCACCCUAAAGUAUGUGAAAAACUAAAAUCUUUAAUGGUGGAGUGGUCAGAAGAAUUUCAGAAGGAUCCUCAGUUUAGUCUAAUAUCUGCAACUAUUAAAUCUAUGAAAGAAGAAGGAAUUACUUUUCCUUCAGCGGGUUCUCAGAUUGUCUCAGCUGCUGCCAAGAAUGGUACGUCAUUGAACAAAAACAAAGAAGAUGAAGACAUAGCUAAAGCUAUUGAAUUAUCAUUGCAAGAGCAGAAGCAGCAACACACAGAAACAAAAUCUUUAUAUCCAUCUGCAGAAAUCCUGUUAAAUAAUAAAGUUGCACGUAAAGUAAGAGCUCUAUAUGAUUUUGAAGCUGUUGAGGACAACGAACUCACCUUUAAACAUGGUGAAAUUAUUAUUGUUUUGGAUGACAGUGAUGCCAAUUGGUGGAAAGGAGAAAAUCACAGAGGAAUAGGACUCUUCCCAUCCAAUUUUGUAACAACUAAUUUAAACAUAGAGUCUGAGGCAGCAGCUGUAGACAAAUUGAAUGUAAUUGAUGAUGAUGUGGAGGAAAUUAAGAAAUCAGAACCUGAGCCUGUUUAUAUAGAUGAGGAUAAGAUGGAUAGAGCCCUGCAAGCACUCCAGAGUAUAGAUCCAACAGAUUCAAAACCAGACUCCCAAGACCUCUUGGAUCUAGAAGAUAUCUGCCAACAGAUGGGUCCAAUGAUAGAUGAAAAACUUGAAGAGAUUGAUAGGAAGCAUUCAGAGUUGUCUGAACUGAAUGUAAAAGUCUUAGAAGCUUUGGAACUGUAUAACAAAUUAGUGAAUGAAGCACCAGUAUAUUCAGUCUAUUCAAAGCUCCAUCAGCCAGCACAUUACCCACCUACAUCAUCUGGAGUUCCAAUGCAGACAUAUCCAGUUCAAUCACAUGGUGGAAACUAUAUGGGUCAAAGCAUUCACCAAGUAACUGUUGCCCAAAGCUAUAGCCUAGGACCAGAUCAUAUUGGCCCACUGAGAUCUCUGCCUCCAAAUAUGAAUUCCUCAGUGACAACACAGCCUGCUCAAACUCCAUAUAUAAGCACUGGACAAGACCCUGUUUCCAAUCCUACGUAUAUGAACCAGAACUCUGCCCUUCAAUCAGCUACUGGUACAACUGCUUACACACAGCAAAUGGGGAUGUCUGUGGAUAUGUCAUCUUACCAGAACACUACUUCCAAUUUGCCACAACUGGCAGGCUUUCCUGUGGCAGUUGCACCUCAUUCAGUUGCACAGCAGCAGACAAAUUACCAUCAGCAGCCUCUCCUUUAGAAACAAGCCAAGCAUUUUCUUGAAAGCCUUCAUAAGUGUGUCAUUCAACCCUUGUGAUUCUAACCUGAAAAUAUUAAAAGAAAACUUUUUUGCUCUCAACUCAAAGGUCGAUGAAUAAAUAAAGCACAAAAACCUGUCUAACUCUA